AUGUCCCCCGCAUGGGCUGCUUCCCCCUCUUCCGCCUCCGCUUUCCCCCAGGCGGGGGUAUACCCUCCGCUAAGACCGUUCUUCGCGCCCAUCAGCCCCGCAACCGCCGGAACCGCAGCCUCUUCCGCAACUUCCGCCGCAGUUGGCGCCACAUCAACUGGCGCAAGCGGCGGCGGAGCGGGAAUUGCGGGGCAAGGCGCAGGGGGGCAGACCACGGGUGGGGAAGGCUUACGGGGGUUUUCCGCCGGUACUGGAUGGACGGGGGCGGGGGGAAUCGUUCCUAGGGGCAUGCCAGGCGGGUUGGCGCAAGGAACGGCUGGGAUCGGGGGAAUGGCGCAAGGCAUCUCGGGGAUUGGCGGAAUGGCGCAGGGAACGGGGGGAAUGAGGGGAAUGACGCAGGGACCCGCGGGGAUGGGCGGAAUGAGCGGUGGGGGGAUGGCUGGUUCUGCGCUGGUGCUGCCCGGGACUGGUGGCAUGGGGGGGCAGGGCGGGGGCGGUGUGGGGCAGGGCGGGAUGGGGCAGGGCGGAGUGGGGCAGGGCGGAGUGGGGCAGGGUGCGGGCGGUGUGGGGCAAGGCGGAGUGGGGCAGGGCAGAGUGGGGCAGGCGGGAUGGGUGCUGGCGCAGCAGGCUGCUGCCUCUGGCGGGAGGAUGAUGGCCUCCGCGCAAGGGGGAGCGCCAGCGGCGCAGGGGGGAGUACAAGGGGCGCAAGGGGGAGUACACGGGGCGCAGGGGGCGCAGGGGGGCGUGCAAGGGGCGCGGGGGGGCGUGCAAGCGGGAUUGCGCUAUCCACUGCCAGUUCACCUUCUCACCCCCUCCUUCCCCUUCCCCAACCGUUUCCCCACCUCAUCUUCCCCCUUUUCCCGCUCUUUGCUUGCAGCGUGGGGACCUGCAGCUUCCACCAGAGAUUCUCAACUCUAUCACUCCUCCCCCUCUGCCGCCCAACCUUAG
This is a messenger RNA of Closterium sp. Naga37s-1, 948 nucleotides long. The record is from the annotation of a GenBank genome assembly. NCBI's taxonomy places the organism in Eukaryota, Viridiplantae, Streptophyta, Zygnematophyceae, Desmidiales, Closteriaceae.